Messenger RNA from Neopsephotus bourkii (Bourke's parrot), 1089 nucleotides. RefSeq names its product transmembrane protein 45B-like. The record is from RefSeq and is a predicted model, not a curated record. Lineage: Eukaryota; Metazoa; Chordata; Aves; Psittaciformes; Psittacidae.
AUGAGUUUUGGGGCAGAAAACUGCAAAUCAAAGCACCCGGUGUGCGCAGGGGUGUGGGUUAUUGAUGUGUCCGGGGUGACCCUUCCCAUCCGUGUGGGGUUUGUGAGGGCCAGCACCCAGGGCGGGCAGGGAGGAGGCAGGUCUUGCAGGCAGGGGAGGAGCACAGCCUACCUGGGCGCAGGUGCUGCAGCGGGAUCACCGGUGCAGACAGAGGAGGUUGUCAGGAUGGCAAACUUCAAGGGCCACGCGCUUCCAGGCAGUUUCUUCCUGCUCUUUGGGCUCUGGUGGUCGGUGAAAUACCCGCUGCAUUAUCUCAGCCAGAAAGUAACUAAGAAAUCCCACAGGAUUUAUUGCUUCAAGCGUGUGGACGCCAUCGAAGGGGGACUCAAAAUCACCUUUGCUCUCAUAGGGAUGCUGGCAGAGCAGUUCGUCCCGGAUGGUCCUCACUUGUACCUCUACAGUGGGGAGAACCACGACUGGGUGAAGCUGAUGAACUGGCAGCACACUACCAUGUACCUCUUCUAUGGCAUCUCUGGGGUGGUGGACGUCUUCACCUACCUCUCCCCAGUGGUACCACUGGGUCUGGAUCGCCUCAUGCUGUCUGUGGCUGUGUUUGUUGAAGGUUGUCUCUUUUAUUACCACGUCCUUCACCGCCCUAUGCUGGACCAGCACAUCCACUCCCUGCUCCUCAUCGCCAUCUUCGCAGGGGCCUGCAGCACCAUGCUGGAGGUCUUCCUGCGUGACAACAUCGUCCUGGAGAUGUUCAGAGCCGGGGCCACCAUCAUCCAGGGAACGUGGUUCUGGCAGAUCGGUGUCGUGCUGUUCCAGCCAUGGGGAGGCCCAGUGUGGGAUGAGAAGGACCACAGCAACAUCAUGUUCCUCACCAUGUGCUUCUUCUGGCACUGGGCAGCCGCCGUGGCCAUCCUGGCUAUAAACUACGCUCUCGCUUACUGCUGCAUCCAGAGGUGCAGGGCAGGCAGUGGGGAGCCCUACAUCAGCCUCGGGGUCCGGCAGCAGAAGCGUGACCCGAGCUCCCAAGCCACCUUCUUGAGUGCAUCUGAUGAAGAGUGAAGGGGGAGCAGCCGCCUG